Messenger RNA from Colletotrichum higginsianum IMI 349063, 2121 nucleotides. Its product is annotated as GDA1/CD39 family protein. Gene Ontology annotation, molecular function: nucleoside diphosphate phosphatase activity. The record is from RefSeq and is a predicted model, not a curated record. NCBI's taxonomy places the organism in Eukaryota, Fungi, Ascomycota, Sordariomycetes, Glomerellales, Glomerellaceae. Bases 1 to 2121 code for a protein of 706 amino acids. Gene Ontology annotation, biological process: nucleoside diphosphate catabolic process. The transcript has a single exon. Gene Ontology annotation, cellular component: membrane.
AUGUCUCCUACUCUCCCACUUGGCUUGCGCUGUGGAUUUCAAUAUGCUGACCGAUUGAUUCCUCCACUAGGGCGAUAUGGCAUCAUUUUCGAUGCGGGUUCCUCGGGGACGCGCCUGUACGUUUACAAGUGGAAGGAUCACGCCAAAGCGAUCAAGCAUGCUUCCGUCGACGAGCUCCAAAGUCUGCCAAAGAUCAAGCUGCAGACAAGCAAAAAGACGCACCCUGGCGUAUCCUCCUUUGCCGAGAGACCUGAAGAGAUUGGCCGCGAACACCUUCAGUCGCUCAUCGACAUAGCCCUCAAGGAAGUUCCCGAUAGUAAGGUCGCUGAUACACCCGUCUACCUUAUGGCCACUGCCGGCAUGCGUCUUCUCCCCGAUCAUCAACAAAAAGCCCUGCUCCGGAACAUGUGCUCGUAUCUCCAGCAAAACACGCGAUUCUCGCUACCUGAUUGCAACACCAACAUCCAGGUCAUCUCUGGUGAGACGGAAGGCCUUUAUGGCUGGCUCGCAACCAACUACCUGCUGGGUGGAUUUGACCAUCCCGACAAACACUCCCAUGGCAAAGGUCACCACACCUACGGCUUUCUGGACAUGGGGGGCGCCUCGGCGCAAAUCGCCUUCGCGCCGAACAACACAGAGGCCGAGAAACACGCCAAUGAUCUCAAGCUUGUCCGCCUGCGAACAAUUGACGGCUCGACCAUCGAGCACCGUGUCUUCACUGCCACCUGGCUUGGCUAUGGCGCGAACCAGGCCCGCGAACGAUAUAUCGACAAGCUCAAGGAACAAUACGGCAAACCCAACAGCCUUGAGCUUCCCGACCCAUGCCUUCCUGCUGGGCUGCGAAUAACUCUCAAGGGUGAACCGGUUGUCAGCGAGUCGGCGGGCAAAGAGUUGUCGCUCCUCGGAACUGGCCGAUUUGACGAAUGCCUUAGGCAGACGGAGCCAUUGCUAGGAAAGGACACGCCAUGCAAAGAUCAGCCCUGCUUGCUUAACGGACAACACGUGCCAAGUAUCGACUUUGACGUAAACCACUUCGUUGGUGUAUCUGAGUUCUGGCACACCACGCAUGGUGUUUUUGGAAAGGGCCACAAGACAGCAUACGACUUGGCAACGUACCAAAAGAAUGUUGUUGACUUUUGUACCCAGGACUGGUCGGAAAUCGAAACCACUAUCCACGCCAGAAAGAAGUCGGUUGCCCAGAAAGUCAAGAACGCUCAAGAAGCUUGCUUUAAAGCAUCCUGGCUCAUCAAUGUCUUGUACGAAGGCAUUGGAAUUCCUAGGCCUGGCCUAGAACACACCCCGCAUCCUGGCCUGAACGUUACUAAAGGAACCAUGGAGGAAGCAAAGGAAAAGGGAUUCGUUGACCCAUUCCAGCCUGUGAAUGAGAUUGACGGAGUCGAGGUUAGCUGGACGUUGGGCAAGAUAGUGCUUUACGCAGCCGGUCAGAUCCCACCCAAGGGAGCAGCCUUGUCGGUUGGAUUUGGAAGCAACAUUGCCGGUGCAACGGACUUCGAGCCGGCAGGUUCCAAGUUCUCCCCCAUCCCGGUUGAAAAUGACGACGACGAAUGGGACGACACUGCCGACGAUCUGUUGGACAAGGCCAAAACGAAAUCGGGCUCUGGUAUUCUAGCCUUCGUCCUGAUACUGGUCGUUUUGGCCUUUCUUUUGCGCAAGCGUGACCGCCGGGCUCGAUGGUUUGGCAGGGUUGCCACCGCCGUGCGGGGAACACGACGUCCAGGAAGCCCACGGAAGUUUGGACGGGGCUUCUCCUUGACCAGCAAGCUUUUCGGUCGUUCAUCGACGACCUAUGAACGGGUUCUUGAGGAGGGCGACGCGGAUCAGUUUGAGCUAGGCUCUGUUGAUUCAGACGAAAACGAGCACUCCGACAGUAGCGAGGGGUCCAGGGCUGGCCGCUCAUCCGGACUUGCCACCCCAAAACUCAACAUUGAACGAUUCGACGAUGUACGCCCGCCCUUUUCCAUGGACCGUGGCGGUUUGGCCGUGAGAACAGAGAGCCGAGAGAGGCUUGUACCGAGUGUAGUCAAUGCAGGCCGUCGCAGUCGUGCUGGUAGUCCAACACGGUUGAAGAGCCCGCUGAUGAAACCUUUGGAUGAGGAGUGA